AUGGCGACGCCAGAGAGCGCCGCCCGCAGGCAGCCGCCGGAUCCAGAGGCGCUCGCAGCACGGCUGGCAGACAAGUCCAAUGACCUCCGAGUGCGCCUCGCGACGGCGACCGAGAUCAAAGACUUUCUCGAGGUCUUUCAGAACGUCGACUAUGGCCGCUUUCUCAAGCACAUGAUACCCACCUACAUCGAGCUGCUCGCGUCGAUACCGUGCAGCUUCAGCGCGGAUGCCAUCGAGCAGCGGCUGCGGCAUGUCGUCGUCGAGACCAUCCACCGCCUGCCGCAGCACGAGCUGGUGAAGCCGUUCGCCGACGGCCUGAUGACGUCGAUGCUCAACGUGCUGCGUCAGGACAACGAGGAGAACGCCGUCGUCGCGCUCAAGGUCAUCAUCGACCUCCACCGCUCCUUCAAGGCGGUGCUGCAGGAGCAGGUGCAGCCGUUCCUUGAGCUCGUCAAGACGCUCUACACAAGCAUGGGCACCACGGUCGAGGAGGCCUUCAAGAGCGAGGCAUCUCAGCUCUCGCAGCCACAGGCCCAGCCGGGUGCUGCCGCCGCAGCAGCACAAGCACCGGCAUCAGCAGCGGCAGCGGCAUCGACCGACGCAGCUGCAGGAGGAACGGCCGCCUCGCCAGCGACCGAGGCUGCCGGCAGCAACGCGGCGCCCGCCGCUGUGCAAUCGACGCGCAUUGCCCGCAGCAUGUCGAGCUUCAAGGUGCUGACCGAGUGCCCCAUCGCGAUCGUGCUCAUCUUCCAGAGCUACCGCAGCGUGGUGGCGCAGGCGAUCCACGUCUUUGUGCCGCUGAUUGUCGAGAGCUGCCUGUCGCUCCAGGCCAAGCCGCAACGCGAGGCGCACGAGGCGGCCAAGGCCAAGGGCGAGAUCUUUGUCGGCGUCGCGCCCGGCAUCAAGAACCGCCCGCUCUACACGGACAUGGUGGUGGCCCAGGUCAAGACGAUGUCGUUCCUCGCCUACGUGCUGCGCGGGUCGGCGCCGGUGAUGCGGCCGUAUGCCCACGUGCUGCCCGAGAUCAGCGUCCGCCUGCUCAAAGACUGCCCGCCGGAGGCGUCGGCGACGCGCAAGGAGCUGCUGGUGGCCACGCGGCAUGUGCUCUCGACCGAGUACCGCGCCAACUUUGUCGGCCAGAUUGACACGCUGCUCGACGAGCGGGUCCUCAUCGGCACCGGCAUCACCUCGCACGAGACCCAGCGGCCGCUGGCCAUCAGCAUGCUCGCCGACCUGGUUCACCACGUGCGCCAGGAGCUGACGCCGGCGCAGCUGGUCCGCGUCGUCCACAUCCACUCGCAGAUCCUCCACGACUCGACGCUGGCCCCGAGCAUCCAGACCAUGUGCGUCAAGCUGCUGCUCAAUCUCGUCGAGACGAUCCUGACCAAGCACCCCGAGGGCGCCAACGAGAUCCUCCGCGGCAUCCUCGACACCUUCGUCGAGAAGCUGGCGAGCCUCCAUCGGCUGCGCGACGACGUCGACAAGGCCAAAGCGCUGCGGGCCGGCGUGCCCACGCCCCCCGGUCAGCCGCUCGGCGCGAUCGACAUUGAAAAGGCCAAGCCGAUCCAGGCCGCCGCCACCAUGACCGACGUCGCCGGCGACCCGCUCAAGGAUGCCCGCUUCCUGCUGCGCAACAUCCUGUUUGGCUUCAAGACGCUGAUCCCCGUGCUGCAGCACCGCAACGCGGCGCACCCGGACGGCGAGACGGCGGGCAGGCUGCUGGUCGACGGCGUGCGCUGCUGGUCGCUCCACGAGGACCGCGACAGCCGCGAGGAGAAGGAGGUGCUCGACCUCUUCACGACCGUCUUCAUCGACCUCGACGCGCAGGUCUUCCACGAGGUGUUCACGACGCAGAUGCCGUUCCUCUUUGAGGAGAUGCUGUCGACGCCGAUGCUGCUGGGGAUACCGCAGAACCUGCUGUCCAACGACGGCGUCUCGCGGCGGUUUGUGGGCAUCCUGCUGCGCUUCCUCGUCGACCGGCUCGAGGAGCUGGGCAAGUCGGACAAGAAGCACGCGUCGGUCAGCCUGCGGCUCUUCAAGAUGGCGUUCAUGGCGGUCACGAUCUUCCCCGAGGAGAACGAGGUGGUGCUGCAGCCGCACCUGAGCCACCUGAUCAUGGAGUCGAUGAAGCUCGCCAGCAAGGCGGCCGAGCCGACCAACUACUUUCUCCUGCUCCGCGCGCUCUUCCGCAGCAUCGGUGGCGGCCGCUUCGAGCUGCUGUACAAGGACGUGCUGCCGCUGCUGCCGGUGCUCCUCGAGAACCUCAACGCGCUGCUCAACGCCGCCGAGCCAUCGAGGCGCGAGGUGUUUGUCGACCUGUGCCUCACGGUGCCCGUGCGGCUGAGCGUGCUGCUGCCGUACCUCAGCUACCUGAUGAAGCCGCUGGUGCUGGCGCUCCAGUCGUCGACCGAGCUCGUCAGCCAGGGCCUCCGCACGCUCGAGCUCUGCAUCGACAACCUCACCCAGGAGUUCCUCGACCCGAUCAUGGCCCCCUACGCACACGACAUCAUGGCCGCCCUCUGGCAGCACCUCCAGCCCCUGCCCCACAACCACCAGCACUCGCACACCACGAUGCGCAUCCUUGGCAAAAUGGGCGGCCGCAACCGCAAGCUGCUCCAGGACCCGCCCCGCCUCACCUACACCUCGCCGGGCCAGCCCAUGUUUGCCGUCCAGUUCGAGGGCAAGGCGCAGUCGAUGUCGCUGACGCCCAUCACCGAGCUGGCGCUGGCCAACAUCCGCCGCAACGACGUCUACUACCGCAAGCACUCGUUUGAACUGCUCAGGCACGCCGCCGCGCUCUUCCUCGACGGGCCCCUCGUCGACGCCGCGCGCGAGGCCCUCUUCGAGCGCGUCGUCAAGGGUCUGUUCGACGCCACCAAGGCCGACGAGCUGCGCGACGGGGCGGCCGAGUUCCUGCUGGGCGUCUGCCGCCACGUCUUUGCCGCCGAGAUCCGGCGAGAGAUGCCCAUGCCGAGCGGCGCGUCGCACCGCCACCUGUGGCCGAUGACGACGUCGCUGCUCGAGGGCCUCACGCAGACGCUCUCGUCCAACGAGGCCGGCUCGGACCCUGCGCCCCUGAUCGAGCUCGAGCUGCGCAUCAUCCGCGAGUUCCUCACCGCCUGCGAAAAGACGCCCGCCACGCGCGCCGACCUGGGCCACAUUGUGAUGCACUCGCUCGCCAGCCGCUUCUGCUCGCAGUGCUACGACCAGCUCUGGCAGCGCAAGACGGGCGGCUGGCUUGGCGUCAACAUGCUGGUGCGCCGAGCGGACCUGGGCCAGAUCUGGGUGCGCGACCACCAGCUCGAGAUUGUCCGCGCGCUGCUCUUCAUGCUCAAGGACAUGCCCAGCGACCCGCCCGGCAACAUCGACGAGGUCAGCGACACGCUCCUGCAGGUGAUCCGCCAGGCCUAUGCCGUCAAGCCGGCCGCUGUCCCCGCCGCUGCCGCCAGCGGCACUGCCCCCAACGAAGGCGGAGGAGGCGCUGCCACCGCCUCGGCUGGCCCGGCGCCGAAACCGGAGCCCGUGGUGCCCGAGCGUCCGAGCCACCUCACCUACCUCAUCGGCAUCCUGGUGCCGGAGCUCUCGAGCUCCAACGCCACGGUCCGCGCGACGACCCAGUCGGCGUUUAAGCUGCUGGCCGAGCUGCGUGGCUCGACGGUGACGGAGCUGCUGAGUCCGCAGCGCGAGCGCCUGCUGACGCCCAUCUUCACCAAGCCGCUCCGCGCGCUGCCCUUUGGCAUGCAGAUUGGCCACAUCGACGCCGUCACGUUCGCGCUCAACCUGACGCCGCCGCUGCCCGAGUUCAACGAGGAGCUCUUCCGCGUGCUGACCGAGGCGCUGGCGCUGGCCGACGCCGACGACCAGGCGCUCAUCGGCCGCACGUCGCAGUACAAGAACAUGCUGGCGGUGACCAAGCUGCGCGUCGUCGCCAUCCGCCUGCUGUCGUCGGCGAUGGCGUGCAACGACUUCCUCUCGCCCAAGCAGAACCAGAUGCGGAUGAAGAUCAUCUCGGUCUACUUCAAGAGCCUCUACUCGCGCUCCGAGGAGGUGGUCCAGGUGGCCUACGACAGCCUCAAGACGGUGCUGACGCAGCAGAGCAAGCUGCCCAAGGACCUCCUCCAGAGCGGCCUGCGGCCCAUCCUGAUGACGCUCGCCGACCGCAACCGGCUGACGGCGGCGGGGCUCGAUGGCCUGGCGCGGCUGCUGCAGCUGCUGACCAACUACUUCAAGGUCGAGAUCGGCACCAAGCUGCUCGAUCACCUCACCAGCCUUGCCGAACCGCCGAUGCUCCACCGCGCCGCGCUGGGCUCGCUCAGCGACAACGAGCAGAUCAAGACGCUGGUGGCCGUCGUCAACGUCUUCCGCCUGCUGCCCGAGGCGUCGUUCCAGUUCCUGCCGCGCCUCACGACGACGGUGGCCGAGAUCGAGUCGCAGCUGCGGCGAUCGGGCGCGACCCCCUUCACCAAGCCGCUGACGCUCUUCCUCAACCGCUUCGCCGAAAAAGCGGUCUCCUACUUUUUCGAGGGCGACAAGCUGAGCAACCCCAAGUUCCUCCGCGUCGUGCGUCUCUCGCUAGUUUCCAACGACGGCCCGGACCUGCGCGCCCAGGUGGCCGCCGGCCGCGCCAAGUACCUCUACCCGCUCUUCGCCAACGAGGCCUCGGCGUCGCAGGCGCUUGCUGGGAUGACGAUCGUCGAGCAGCUCGUCGAGCGCGACCCGGCCUGGCUGACCAAGCACAAGGACGUCUUUGAGCGCCUGGUGGCCUACUGGCGCUCGCCGGCCUGCAGCCACCGCCGCAGGCAGGAGGCCCACACCACCACGCGCAACGGCUUCGAGACCAAGAACCUCAUCCGGCUCUUUACGUCCUACCUCGAGGUCGAGCCCCACCUCGACGCCUACGUCGCCAUCCUCGACGCCUACACCUACAAGGUGGCCUUCGACCUGACGCCCACCACCCGCUUCAUCUACCAGCACCUCUGCAUACGCGCCAGCGUCGAGAUCAAGAGGCAGAUGAUGUCGCGCUUCCUUGCUCUCUUCGAGGACGCCAAGGCCAGCCAGCCGCUCAAGACGGCCAUGCUGCGGGUCGUCAUCAACCCGAUGCUCCUCGCCAGCCAUAGCCUCGCGGCCGAGACCGCUGGCCCUUCCGGCGCGCCAACGGCCAAGGCGGAAGCUGCGGUGGUGGCGGGUGCGAGCAGCGGCGCUAGCACAGAGAAACCGGCCACAGCGGCGGCGGCGGUGGCAGCCACCGACAAAAAGGCCGAGGUCAAGGCCGAAGCAGCCAAGGCCGACGGCGACGUCACGAUGGAGGAGGCGGACAAGGCCAAAACCGAGGCGCCCAAGGCGGUGGCGGCCGCGGCCGCUGAGACCGCGUCUGCUCAGCCUUCCGCCACCGCCAGCAAGCCAGAGGGCGGGGAUGCGGUCGACAAGCCUGCCGACAGCGGCCUCGCCAGCAUCAUCGACUCGACGCUGAUCCACCAGAUCGUCAACCGCGUCUGGAAGCCCUUCCAGCAGCCCAAGCUGGCCGCGUCGCUGUGCAGCGAGGACGGCCUUCGGAUCGAGCUGCUGCACAUGUCGACAAUGAUCCUCGAGCACUGCUCUCACCACCUUGCCAACCACGGCCAGGCCAAGAAGGACACGAUCAAGUUUGGUUGGGCCAACCUCAGCGCCGAGGACGUGACGGUCAAGAAUGUCGCCUACAUCUUCAUCGCGCGCUUCCUCGAGGUCUUUGAGAGCCCGAUCAAGAUCGUCGGCCAGGUGUACGUCGGUCUGCUCCGCGCGCACCAGUCCGAGGGCCGCGCUAUGGUCCGCAAGGCGCUCGACAUCCUCGUCCCCGCGCUGCCCAAGCGAGCUGGGUUGGCCGAGGGCGGCCAGCCCCCUCAGUGGGCCAAGUGGACAAAGCGCCAGUUGGCCGACGAGGGCCACAACGGUCCGCAGCUGUUUGCGAUCCUGUCGCUCCUGGUCCGCCACGCCGACCUAUUCUACUCGAGCCGAGAGAUGUUUGUGCCUCACAUCGUGGGCAGCCUGACCAAGCUCGGGCUGCUCGUCAGCUCCAGUUCCGAGUCGAGGAUGCUCUCGAUCGACCUGGCCGAACUCUUGUUCAAGUGGGAGAAGCGCCGAGCCGACCACUUCGCCUCGAAGGAGGUCAAGGCCACCGCCACCGACGCUGCUCACGACAUUGACAACGGCAAGCGCAGCGGUGGAGACGACGGCGACCAGGACGAGAGCCGCAAGCGAGCGCGCAUCGACGCCGCGGGUGGUUCCGUGUCGACCUCAACCUCGACCUCGACCUCGAACGCAGCCUCCGCCGCGGCUCCCGGCGCUGCUGCUCCGACUGCCGGGCAAGCCGAUGCCUCAGCUGCGGCCACUUCGGCGGAGCACAACUAUCUGAUGCCGAUGAACCUGCGCGAGAUGGCGGUCGGCUUCCUGGUCCGCUUCAUCUCGCUCUCGGUCGAGCCGAUUGCCAGGGGCGGCGUCGUGAGCAAGGCGGCCAACCUGCUCAAGGAGGUCCUCAAGGCGCCCCACUGGUCCGACGUGCAGAUCAAGCUCGCCGUCUUCCAGCGCCCGCUGAUCCAGACGGAGCUCACCGAUGCCAACAUCCCCGUCGUCUGCAACGCCCUCCACACGCUGCGCUACGUCGUGACCGACAAGAGCGACGUGUGGGUGGCGGCCCACGUACCCCAGCUCCACAAACUGCUCGAGAAGAGCGCGGCCACCGAGCACGUCUCGCUCGCCGAGGCGCAACGGCACAUCCUCGAGCGCGUGUUCGAGGUGAUUCCAGACCCGCCACCGGAGGACGAUGCGGACGCCGACGGCGAGGCGGAUGGCGCGGCCGACGAGGACGCCAAGAUGGGCGAUGCCUCCGCGGCUGCAGACCCUUCGUCUGCCGCGAGCAAGCCCAAGGUCGAGGGCGACGCCGUGCAGGACGAGCUUGCCAACUUCAGGAAGUUUGCCGAGAACACCAUCUCGGAGGGCCUCAAGCAGUCGCAGAACCUCUACAGCGUCUUCGUCAUGCUCGACGCCUGGUCGCAGAGCAAGCCGGAGAAGAUCGACGCCCACCUGCCGGCCCUGACCAAGGCGCUGAGCAAGCUGACAAAGGAGCAUCUCGCCGCCACGGCGCCCGUCGCACCCAACGACCCCGGCCUCAAGCUGCUGAUGCUGGUGCUCGAGCUGUUCAAGAAGCGCAUCUCGAACCUGCAGGACCAGCGCCGGUGGUUCCUCAGUGCACUCGUCCAGCUCGUGGAACGAUCGUCGAGCAUCGAGCUCUGCCGCUUCCUGCUCGGGACCAUGAGCAAGUGGAUCCUCGAGCAGAAGGAGGCCUUCCCCACGAUCAAGGAAAAGGCGGGCAUCCUCGUCAAGAUGAUGGGCUUCGAGGACCGCGACAACGAGCAGCUGCUCGCCGACUACCUCGACCUCAUCCACUCGAUCUACACGACGCCUGCCUUUGCCCGGACCGAGCUGACGGUGCGGCUCGAAAACGCCUUCCUGCUGGGAUGCCGCCACAAGGACCCCGAGAUCCGCCAAAAGUUCAUCGCCAUCUUCGACCGGACGCUUGUCCGCUCGCUGCCCGGGCGUAUGCUCUACCUGCUCGGCCACCAGAGCUGGGAGUACCUUGCCGAGCACUUCUGGCUCAACCAGGCACUCGACCUGCUGCUGGGCUCGGUCGACUCGAGCACCCCGCUGCUGCCGCCCAGCUCCGCCACGGUGGCGCGCCAGUCGGCGACCGGGGCUGGAUCGGCCGGCUUCGUGGCGGUGCUGCGAGGCAUGCAGGUGGGCGAUCUCAUCGCCUCGCUGCGAGCGCUGCUCUACACCGAUGCCGAGUCGGCCCACAAGGUGUGGGUCUCGUUCUUCCGUGCCGCCUGGCGCGCCAUCCCCAAGAAGAAUCAGGACGAGGUGACGCGCUCGCUGAUCGGCGUCCUGACGCGCGAGUACAACCUCCGUCAGGUCAGCCGCCGGCCCAACGUGGUGCAGACGCUGCUCGAAGGUGCGCUGGCGUGCAAGCCGCAGCUCGAGCUGCCGCCGCACGUCCUCAAGUACCUCGGCAAGAGCUUCAACGCGUGGCACACGUCGAUCGAGCUGCUCCAGAACCUGCUUCGCUCGCUGCCGCGCCAGGACGACGCGAUCCGUGAGGCGGGCCAGGACGCGCUGGCGGAGCUCUUUGCCGAGCUGUCCGAGGACGACAUGUUCUACGGCCUCUGGCGGCGCCGCUGCGUCUACGCCGAGACCAACGCCGCAAUCUCGUACGAGCAGAUUGGCAUGUGGUCGCAGGCCCAGGCCAUGUACGAGACUGCCCAGAUCAAGGGGCGCUCGGGCAUGCUCAACUUCACCGAGGCCGAGUACAGCCUGUGGGAGGACCACUGGACGCUGUGCGCGUCCAAGCUGCAGCAGUGGGACAUCCUCACCGACCUCGCCAAGGCCGAGGGCAACAACGACCUGCUGCUCGAGUGCGCCUGGCGCCUCUUUGACUGGACCACGGAGCGCGAGAUUCUCGAGACGGCUCUCGAGAGCCUGUCGGCCAGCGCCACGCCGCGCCGCCGCGUCUUCGAGGCGUACAUGGCGCUGUUGAAGUCGCAGGCGGGCCAGGACAAGCCGGCCGAGUUUGGGAGGAUCUGCGACGAGGCGAUCCAGCUGACGCUGCGCAAGUGGCACUCGCUGCCGUCGACGGUGACCGUGGCCCACGUCCCGCUACUGCAGAUCUUCCAGCAGUUUGUCGAGCUGCAGGAGGCCAGCACCGUCUUUGCCUCGCUGGCCCACACCAACGCGUCCAACCUCGACCAGCGCUCGUCGGAGCUCAAGACGCUGAUGCAGACGUGGCGCGAGCGGCUGCCCAACCUGUGGGACGACAUCAACGCCUGGAGCGACCUCGUCGCCUGGCGCCAGCACGUCUUCAGCGCCGUCAACAAGUCCUACCUGCCGCUCGUCCCCGUCAUCCAGCAGCGCGACGGACAGAGCGCCAGCACCAACUCGUACGCCUACCGCGGCUACCACGAGACGGCCUGGAUCAUCAACCGCUUCGCCCACGUCGCACGCAAGCACUACCUCAACGACGUCUGCAUCAGCUCGUUGACCAAGAUCUACACGCUGCCCAACAUUGAGAUCCAGGAGGCGUUCCUCAAGCUGCGCGAGCAGGCAAAGUGCCACUACCAGAACCCCAACGAGCUGACCCAGGGCCUCGACGUCAUCAACAACACCAACCUCAUGUUCUUCGCCGCCUCGCAGAAGGCCGAGUUCUUCACGCUCAAGGGCAUGUUCAUGGCGCGCCUCGGCCUCAACGACGAGGCCAACCACGCGUUUGGCACGGCGAUCCAGAUGGACCUCAACCUGGCAAAGGCGUGGACCGAGUGGGGCCGCUACAACGACCGCAUCUUCCGCGACAAGCCCGGCGACACGUCGGCCGCCGGCAACGCCGUCAGCUGCUACCUCCAGGCCGCCGGCCUCUACAAGAACGCCAAGGUGCGCAAGGUGCUGCUGCGCGUCCUCUGGCUGCUCAACUGCGACGACGCCAAGGGCACCGUCUGGCAGGCAUUCGAGGGCUUCAAGGGGGACGCGCCCAUCUGGUACUGGAUCACCUUUAUCCCGCAGCUGCUGCAGUCGCUGUCGCAGAAGGAGGUGCGGUUCGCGCGCAAGAUGCUCAUGUCGAUCGCCAAGACGUUCCCGCAGUCGCUCUACUUCCACCUGCGCACGACCAAGGAGGACUACGUGGCCAUGAAGCGCCAGACGCUGAUCGCCGCGCAGCGCGCAGCCCAGGCCCGCCAGCAGCAGCAGAUGGCCGCGGCCAGCAGCGCCGCCAACGCGGGCGCCAACGCCGCCACGCCGUCGACGCCGAUGGGCGGCGCCGCCGCCGGAUCCCCCGCCGCACCCCAGUCCAACACGCCUUCCCAGUCCGGUGCUGCCAGCCCGACCAAGCCCGACGGUGCCGCCGACGCGCAGGCUUCGGCUGCCAGCUCCAAGGACGCGUCGGGCAGCCCGACCAAGGCGACGCCAUCGCAGCAGGCGACUCCUGGAGGACAGCCGGCCGGUCCUGGCCAGCCGCAGCAGCAGCAGCAGCAGCAGCAGCUGCCUCCGGGCGCGGUGGCUCCGGGCGCUGCCGGCGUCCCCGGCCAGCCCGGCGCCAUACCGGGCAUGCCCAACCUGCAGCAGAGGCAGCCGUGGGACUACGUCGACGAGAUCCUCAACAUCCUAAAGACGGCCUUCCCGCUGCUGACGCUGACCAUGGAGAACAUCGCCGAGCAGAUCCAGCAGCGUUUCAAGCCCACCAACGAGGAGGACAUCUACCGGCUGACCAACGCGCUGCUCAACGACGCGCUGCAGCAGUACAUCCAGCGCGCCGCGAUGCCCAACGACACGGGCGCGCUGCCGCAGUCGUCGCAGGCCAACGUCAUCCGCUUCGCCGAGAACCUGCCGCCGGGCCCGCUCAAGUCGUCGUUUGAGGAGGACUUUGUCAAGAGCAAGCCGACGCUGCGCGACUACGUGUCCAAGCUGCAGCGGUGGCGCGACCGGUACGAGAGCAGCCUCGACCGGCGGCCGCGCAAGCAGCACCUGGAGCACUGCAGCCACUACCUGGUCGAGUUCCAGCACCAGAAGUUUGACGAGGUCGAGGUGCCCGGCCAGUACCUGCGGCUCGAGGACAACAACUCGGACUUUGUCAAGAUCAGCCGCUUCUUGCCCGUGUUUGAGAUGACGCGCUCGGCGGGCCUGUGCACGCGCAGGCUGACGAUUCUCAGCAACAAGGGCACGCGCCACUCGUUUGCGGUGCAGCUGCCGUCGGGGCGCUACUGCCGCCGCGAGGAGCGCAUCUUCCAGCUGCUGCGCUUCCUCAACCGCAUCCUCGAGCGGCGCAAGGAGACGCGAAAGCGCGGCCUCACGUUCCACGUGCCCGUCGCCGUGCCGCUGGCGCCCCAGGUGCGCCUGAUUGACCACGACGCGUCGUUUGUCAGCCUCUCGGACAUCUUUGAGAAGCACUGCGACGAGAUCGGCAUCGGCAAGGACGACCCGGUCAUCGCCUGGGUCGAGAAGAUGCGCUCCACCUGGGAGGGCGGCGUCGGGCGCGGCAACGUCGACUUUACCAACCUGCGCAUGGACCUCAUGGAGGAGAUCAGCGUCAAGAUGGUGCCGGACACGGUGCUGUCGCGCUACAUGAUCCGCUCGCUCUCGACGCCGUCGGACCUGUGGCUGAUGCGCAAGCAGUUUACGCUGCAGACGGCGUCGACCAUGUUCCUCACCUACUGCCUCUUUAUCUCGGCGCGGCUGCCCACGCGCAUCCACAUUUCGCGCUCGAGCGGGCAGGUGUCCAUGUCGGACGUGGUGCCCACCCUCAACCCGCAGGCGCCCCAGUUCAAGUCGACGGACCCGACGCCCUUCCGGCUGUCGCCCAACAUCCAGCACUUUAUCGGGCCCAUCGGCAUCGAGGGCAUCCUGACGUCGUCGCUCAUGGCCCUCGGACGCUGCCUCACGGAGCCGGAGCGCGCCCUCGAAGAGUACCUCGGCGUCUUUGUGCGCGACGAGAUCAACUUUUGGCUCAGCGGCGCACAGCGCAGCGGCGGCGUCGCCGCCGGCAUCACCGAGGCGCCGCGCGAGAUUGUCCUUCAGAACUCGAUGGAGAUUGUCAAGCGCGCACGCCUCAUGAGCUGCAAGUUUGAGAUGGACCGCGGCAACCCGCAGCAGCCCACAAUCUCGCCCAUCUCGCAGACGGUGCUCGACCUCAUCAACUCGGCGAGCAACCCGAGCAAGCUGGCGCUCCAGGACCCGACCUGGCAGCCGUGGCUCUGA
Pseudozyma flocculosa PF-1 is the source of this 11766-nucleotide messenger RNA. RefSeq lists its product as uncharacterized. Gene Ontology annotation, molecular function: transcription coregulator activity; protein binding. The record is from RefSeq and is a predicted model, not a curated record. The transcript has 6 exons. Gene Ontology annotation, cellular component: NuA4 histone acetyltransferase complex; nucleus; SAGA complex. Gene Ontology annotation, biological process: DNA repair; regulation of DNA-templated transcription. NCBI's taxonomy places the organism in Eukaryota, Fungi, Basidiomycota, Ustilaginomycetes, Ustilaginales, Ustilaginaceae. The coding region runs from base 1 to 11766 and encodes 3921 amino acids.